This is a messenger RNA of Octopus bimaculoides (California two-spot octopus), 5124 nucleotides long. RefSeq lists its product as uncharacterized. The record is from RefSeq and is a predicted model, not a curated record. Lineage: Eukaryota; Metazoa; Mollusca; Cephalopoda; Octopoda; Octopodidae.
AGAUUUAUCCUUUCUGUGCGAACCGGUACCAAAUGAUCCAAAGCCCGGUGGUUGGGGACACCUGUUUAGUGGAGGAUAUAGGGUUGGCUGAGGAAGGUGUUAUUUAAAGGGAUGUCAACAACUAAGGGAGAUAAUUUACGAAACUUCUUCCUAUUCUCGAACCGGACCUAUUUUCUGUUGACGGAAUAUCGCGGUUAUUUUUAAAAAGAUAUGAAACCCCAACACUAUAUUGGAUACGCUUAACAAUUAAAGUAAUCAUGAGUGGACGUUUAUUAAACCGUUCUGCAAAAUCCUCACGGUUUUCAAAACGGCCGGUUGCUAAAAGAGAAUUUAAGUUUACUUCCCCUACCAAGAAAACAUCUCUGGAUAAGAGAAAAACACAAGAUGAUCCAAAAGCAGAGAACUCUGCACAGAAAUCUAAUGAGAAUGUUUUUGACUUACCACCUCCAAUUUGGGCUUCUAGCCCAAGAGAUACGCCUUACGGUAAAGAUAAAUCAAAAGCGCAGAAAAAAUACCUGGAGAUUUCUUGUAUUGAGCCUGUGUCAGUAAGAACAGCAAAGAAUUUAAAACGCAUUGAAGAAUCGCAUUUUGCACCAAUAGCUACACCAAAGCAAAACAUUACCAAAAGCAAUGCAAAAAUAAAAGUACCAUUGCUGACAAAAUGGAAACAAAAUAAAACCACCUCUGUUGCUAGCAUUCGUCGUUUACAGAAUUCUGGGAAGGAAGUUAUCAAAAAGAAAAAUAGAUCUAAGAAUAGAGUUGUAAAGUCGUAUCAAGAGACUAACAUCAGUCAUCACAGCAAUAAAUCACUCCAUAAAGAGAAUAAUUCAAAGCAAUUGUCUAAAAAAGAGAAAUCAAAUGUCUGGGAUCAGAUAAUCAGAGCUUCAAAAAGUCAGCAGGCAAAGAUUCAGUCAACAAGUUCUAGAAAUACUCGCAGUUCCCCUUCAGUUCUUUCUGAACCUUCAAGAAGAAAGAGUAAAUCUUUAAUCCAAACUGAACCUAAUACUGAUUUACCUGUUUCUGAUCAGGAUACCAAUAAAAAACAAACUUCAGUACGAGAUACUGUAAGUGAGAGAGGCAGUAUUAAAAGAAAAUUACAAAAAUUGAAAAGUUCUGAAGAUUACUUAUCUAAUCCUCCCAAAUCCAGAAAACAAUCUAUAGAAGCUGCAUGUUCUUCCCAAUCUUCUAAUAAUUACUCUGGAAGCACUAACAAAACAAAAUCCAGUAAAGCUAAUAGCAAAAGACAGAAAAGUGAUAUUACUCCAUCUCGUAAUAAUUCGGGUGCUAAACCCAAACAACAAUCUGGUUCGAGACUUGGUCAAAGAAGUCAUAGCCUACCAAAAGAUGAUUUGUCUUCACCAAAUGUUACCCGUACUAAACAAUCUCCAAGUAAAAAGAAAAGUUUAUCUAAAGGCUCUGAACACUCAACUAAUCAGAAGAAAGCUAAUGUUUCUAAAGCACAAAAUGUUUCUAAACCAAACUCUUUUCAUGAAAAUCCAAAGUCUUCUAACCAUAAUAUCAAAGGCAGUAAAUCAAGUCAGCUUAGCAAAUUUUCUGUUAGUCAUGCUUCAAGAGAGUCUGUAAGUAAAAACUCAAAGAAAAAUUUAUUACGCAGAUCAUCCCUUACAGUAUUUAAUUUGAGUAGUGACGAAGAAGUGGAGAAGAUAGUCAAGGGAAAAAACGUUUCUAAUAUCCCCAAAAAGAAGCCUACGGGAAGAUCUGCAGAAAGCUCUGCAUCUGGCAAGAAAAAAACUUAUUCUAAAAAUAAGAUUUCUUCCAGUUCCCUGCAGAAAUCUAAUCAAUCAAAAGAUCAUUCCAGUAGUAAACUGAAUGCUGAGAAAUAUGCUAAUAUUUUGUCGUAUCUCAGUACUCAAAAUAAACAGCAGAUAUCAAAUAGGACUGAUAAAACAUUUGAAUCUAUUGCUACUGGUAUCACACAUGAACUACAUGAACAAAUGGAUCAGAAAGAUGCAGAAAAACAAUUUAGUUAUGGUAUUUCUGAAUUAUCAUCUCUUCACAUUAGCCACAUUACUAGUUGCUCUGAAAAUGAGGAUGACUCGAAACUGAAUGACAGUGACCAAAAACUGAAUGAGGCUAAUAAGUGUUUGCAGUAUAUAAUGUUUCCUGGGGAUAGUGAUAACAAUAUCUCUCUUAAUAAUCCUGUACCAAUUAAACUGAAUGUACUUGGAAAUAAAAACUCCAUGAAGCGCACUGCCAAAAGUCUGUCAGAACUUGAUGUUAUAUUAGAUGUUGUGGAUCACUCCAUUGAAAUGGUGUUGAGACAGAUCACUGACGUCGAUAAGAAGUUGGUAAUUUCAAGAAUGAGAAAUUUUGUGAAAGAGAAGAUUUCCACUGAUAUAAAAAGGCAGCUUCAGUUUAUUCAGCUUCAGAACACUUUAUAUCAAAAGUCUCUUCAAAUACAAGGACGACAGAAGAAAUAUUUUGAACUUAAAGUAGCUAACAACAGACUCAACAGUGAUCUGAAUGAAGCAACCAAAACCAAAGUAGAAGAUCCAGAAGAGAUGUUCACUGAAUUUUGUAAAAAAUUUUCUGAAUUUAAAAGGUCAUCAAAUCAAAUGGAAUGAAAUGUUUCUCUGUGAAUACAUAUUCUUCAUUCCAUGUAAUCACUGACAUGUAUAUGUGUAUAUAUAUAUAUAUAUCAUCAUCAUCAUCGUUUAACGUCCACCUUCCAUGCUAGCAUGGGUUGGACGAUUUGACUGAGGACUGGUGAACCAGAUGGCUACACCAGGCUCCAAUCUGAUUUGGCAGAGUUUCUACAGCUGGAUGCUCUUCCUAACGCCAACCACUCAGAGAGUGUAGUGGGUGCUUUUACGUGCCACCGGCACGAAAGCCACUUAGGAGGUACUGGCAACGGGCAUGCUCGAAAUGGUGUAUUUUACGUGCCACCCGCACAGGAGCCAGUCCAGCAGUACUGGCAACGAACUCGCUCGAAUGUCUUUUCAUGUGCCGAUGGCACAAGUGCCAGGAAGGUGACGUUGGUAAUGGUCACGCUCAAAUGGUGCUAUUUACGUGCCACCGGCUUCGUCGUAGUUCUGUCAGCAGAGAGAUUCGAAGACAAAUUAGGAUGAAGCUGGAAAUUGAACUGGUUAUAUAGAGUUGGGGUCACAUACGAGUCGAAGAGGGAGAGGGUGAGAGAGAAGUAGUGAUGCAUAGAGAGAGAGGGGGAGAGAGGGAAAUAGUGGUGCAGAGAGAGUGAGGGAGAGAGAGAGAGAAGUACAGGCAACAGUACAUCACGCUGGUUAAAUUCCUUGGGUUUUUAGAACAAAGUUGAAAGAGACAGCAGUGUAUAAAUCGUGAGAUUAAAUGCUUAAAUUGGCAACAUAAUUGGAUGAGAAUUAAAUCGUAAUUUUUAGAGGAGAAUAACUUGAAUAAAGUAAAGAAAAAGCGAUAACUUGAAUAAUGUAAAUAAAAAAAUACAUGAAUAAGCAUGAAUUUAAGACAAAACAGAGAUCGAGUGAUGUUUACAUGGAAAGAAAUAUAUAGAUAAUGGAGAACGGACGGGGCGGGGAGCGCAGCAAGAGGGAUAAUAUCACACACACUCUCUCUCUAUCUCUCUCUCUCUCUCUCUCUCUUUCUCUUGUAAGUAAUUCACCAUGGAGUCUUUCAACAGUGUAAAGGUAAAUUUAUUUUCCUAGUUCAUUGAUUAACAAAAAGACUUCAGAAAAUUUCAGUCAUUUUCUUGGCACUGUUUCUUAAGUUCACUCAUUUCAUUAAUGCAUUAUGUAUUAGGUCAUCCCAUAAAUAAUGCGAUUUUUUUAUACUUCUUUUAUUUUUCAAAAUUAAGAUAAACAAAGUUCUUUUUUAAUCUAAAUAUACUCUACUUCAUUUUCUACAAUGCUCUUCCAUCUAUCUAGUAGACUUGCAAGGCUUCUCUUCCAAAAUUCACUUGUCUGUGAUGAAAAAAAUAUUUCUCCAGUACUAUUCUGAUCUCGUCUACAGAAUUCAUAUUUUUUCCAUCCAAAUGGUUUUGAAGACUGCGGAAUAAAUGAUAAUCAGAUGGGGCAAUGCCCAGCGAAUAUGGUGGAUGGGGAUUUGUUUCCCAUUCAAACUGCUCUAGCUUUUGGAAUGUUAUCCUUGUUGUAUGUGGCCAAGCAUUAUCUGAUGGAAGAACACCUUUCAUCUUGAAACCAAAGAUGGUCGUUUUUCUUCUAGCACUGACUUAAGUUGCUCAAGCUGCUCAUAGUAGAUCUCCUUUGUUAUCGUUUGGUUUGGGUUUAAAAAUUCAAAGUGGAUCAAACCUUUCAUAUCCCACCAAACAGAUAACAACACCAUACGUGGGUGAAGACCUUCUUUAGUCUGGGGUGCCAGUGUUCCUCUUUUCCCUACCCACUGUCUUCAGCACUUGGCAUUUUUAUAGAGAACUGAUUUCUCAUCACCAGUCACUAUUUGGUCCAAAAAAGGUUCAUUCGUGAGACGUGACAGCAAAGAAAAGCACACAUUCACUCUCUGUACACGAUUAGACUGGUAAAGUGAGGAACCCAUUGAUUCGAUUUGCUGACUUUUCCGAUGGCACACAGGUUUUAAUGAAUGGUUGAAUGUCAAAUCCAAGCUUCUCUGCUAGUUCCUCAACAGUUACAAUGGGAUUUUGUUCGACCAUGGUUUGCAGGAUGUCCUCGUCAAGCUCUAUAGAUCUCCCAGGACAAGGCACAUCUUCUAGGCUGUAAUUUCUGGAACCACUGUUGGCACUGGCUUAUGCUUAUUGUCUGAUCCCCAUAUACUGCAUUAAUAUUCCUCACACUUUCUGUUGCAUCGUUGCUUUGAUUAAACUCAUAAAGCAAAAUAUGCCGAAUAUGUUCCUUUGUCACUUCCAUAAUAGCUUGGAAAAAAAUAACUGUUAAAAUCGAACUGCACUCUUCAAAACUUGCACUAAGAAUGAGGACAAGGUAAAAUUACUACCCACUUCUAUAGUAAGUUGAUACAGGUAGUUUAUCCCAUCCCCCUCUGACUUUCAGUUGAUGUAAUUGAAAGAACCGCAUUUAUGGGAUGACCCAAUAUAUUCACUCAUUAUUUCAUUAUGUAUAUAUUUGACUUAAGACUGUUUUCUUUUUUAUCUCAUCACAAUUUUGUAUUUUAUUAAAUUUCUCUUAAGUAGACACAAGUCAA